Messenger RNA from Lolium perenne, 1500 nucleotides. The record is from RefSeq and is a predicted model, not a curated record. NCBI's taxonomy places the organism in Eukaryota, Viridiplantae, Streptophyta, Magnoliopsida, Poales, Poaceae.
GUGCCAAUUCUGUGGAACACAACAUAAUCCCUUUCGAUGGAAGUGCCAAAAUUCAGCGCCGCCGCUCCUGGGAUGCUGAAGCUUCCGAAGAAGAGAGAAAGGCGACAGAAGCACUUAUGUCUCGUAUUCAUCAGCUUCAAAAUACUCGAGGCAAAGAACUGUCUGGUGUUCAAAUCACUGCCUACUUCCUUAGGAUUAGAGUGCAGCCUCUUCAGGCUCGCAAAAAUCCCCUUUGGACGUAUUCUGGUGAAAACGACGCCAAUAGAAUCUCCAGUGAUCUUUCUGCAAAGGACUUGGAGAAGUUGAUUCGAAGAGUUUCCCGCUUGGCCAAGAAGGAUCCUAUUCCCUCCUCUUGUCGCGUGGAACCAUACAGCUCCGCCAAUCCUCUCCCCGAGAACCAUCCUACUAUGGCUUCCCUUCCUCCUCUUCCUGAGGAUGGAGAAGUCGAAGAACAGGCUAUCGUUGCCGAAGACACCCAAGGUUCUUCUAUUCCUGAAAGUGAAGUCGCAGGUUCUCACAAAUCUGCGGCUUCCCAUGAAAAAGAAGUUGAAUCUAAAGCCAGCGAGUCAACGCAAUCCCUUCCUCCUGCUUUUAUCUUGACAAGGAUUGAAACAAUUGUUGAACCUGUUCCUCAUUUGGAGAAACUUGCAGAGGCCAACAAACGUGCCGACGCACUUGCUCAAAAACUUGAACAGAGUGAGGCGGCUCGCAAGAAAGCCGAACUUGUUGCUAGCGAAGCCAAAGCCGAGGCUGAUGAAGCCAAAGCAAAAGCUGCUAGUGUCGAGGAACUGCAGAAAAGACUUGAGGAUGCUGCAUCUGCCUUAAACGAGCACAAAGCUGCACAAGCUUCUCGUGAACAGGGGAUCCUCAAGCGCCUGAAAUCACAAAGUCGACGCACUCACAACCAAACAAACCAAGAUUUUGAUCUGGAGAAUCCUGUCGAUGACCCUCUCCUUGACGCACUUUCCUAUCUGGAGCUUCAUGGGUCCGAAAUUCGUGAAGGCGUGGCAAAUGCUAAUGCAUGUUUGUCGGCGCUGUUCCCCUACUUCUUCCCGAAGAAAGAGGAGCCCCCGACUUUCCUUACCCUUGCCAAGAUGUUCAAUUCACCAGAAGACCUUGGACUGAAGAUGCGGCAAGAAAAUAUGAAGAUUGCUGUCGAAGGCACUGUUGCUCUGGUUGCUGACAGCCAACAGACUGUUGAUUGGACAAAAGUUGGCGACACCGAUCAGAUAGAGCAAUCAAGGUGGAGGUCCCUGAUUAAGGCAGCCAAGCCCAACACGAAGAAAAUCUUGGCUUAUCUCGGGAUCAAACCAGCUUCGACUCCUAGCUCAUCAAGGCCGGAGGUCUAGUUGCAUGCCUCUUUGUUUUUCUUUCUCUGUUUCUUUUGCUCUUGUCGCCAAAGUAGUUAUUUGGCGACACGUACUUCGUUAGCUCCAUUGUAAGGCCUUUGUAAUUAUUCCGGAAGAUUAAUGAAGACUUUAUUUUUUGCUUGUUGAUUGA